AUGAAGAACAUGACACUGCGAGACAUGCCAUGGUUCCCCGGAGUAACCGAUCCAGACCAUGUCAUAUUCAAUUACAUGGUGGACACAGCAGCAAGGUUUGAUAAGGCUGCUGCAAUGGUCAUUCACCCUUUUGAAGCACUUGAGCCAGAUGGUGUGGACGAGAUAGCUUCUAAUGAAUUCUCCAUGAUACCUCCUGCGGUCUGUUUGGCCGUCCCGGCCCAGAGCCACAUCGGUGCAAUGCUCAAACUCGUGACACUCCUCCACCACAGAGGCCUCUGCAUCACUUUCGUCAAUACGGAGUUCAACCACAGGCGCAUGCUCAAUGCUGAAGGCCCGAGGUUUCUAGGCGAUCUCCCUGCCGGAUUCCAGUUUGUGGCAAUACCAGCUGGGCUCCGACCAUCACAGGCCAACGCCACGCAGGAUGUAGUCUCCCUGUGCGAGUCCGCCAGCCUGUGCCCUGAUAUGGGGAUCAUGCAUUAUCCUAAGCUCAAGGAAAAAGGUUUAACGCCACUGAAGGUUUUACGCAUGCUCGGAUUGAGAGGUUGGACUAGAGAUCGGAAGCGAGACGAAGUGGAGAGGCUAGUGAAGGAAUUGAUGGAAGGAGAGAAGGGAAAGCGAAUGAAGAAAAGGCAAUGGAGUGGAAGCAAAUAG
Punica granatum (pomegranate) is the source of this 651-nucleotide messenger RNA. The record is from RefSeq and is a predicted model, not a curated record. NCBI's taxonomy places the organism in Eukaryota, Viridiplantae, Streptophyta, Magnoliopsida, Myrtales, Lythraceae.